Molecule: messenger RNA, 569 nt
Organism: Paramecium sonneborni
Lineage: Eukaryota; Ciliophora; Oligohymenophorea; Peniculida; Parameciidae
Source: the annotation of a GenBank genome assembly
UCAAUAGUAAAUAUAGAAGGAUAAUCAAAUUUGAAAUUUUACGAUAAUUCAUCAUUAUUUGGUUAUUUUAGAUGGAAUAAGGAAGGAUUCACAGUAUAUUAUUUGAUAACAAUAUUGGUGAUGGUGCAUAUAUUAAAAUUAUUGACUUGUUUAGUUGGUAAGAUAUAAAGUAGAUGAAUUUAGGGUAUUUUUGUGUGGUAUAAAAGAGUGAAUAAUUGCUAACAAUUUUCAUGAUGUUGACAUUCACCUGUGUAAUAACAAGGGGUAUAAUAACAAUAUUAAUAUUGAUUGAUUAUGGUUAAAUAGAGUAAACAUAAUCAUAUAUAUAUGGAGAUGAAGAUAAGAUAGCUUAAUCUUAAACAAUAUAAUUUACAGUAGUAUUAGUGAUAUUUGUAGCAGUGGAAAUAGUGAUGGGAUUAUAGAGUUUAUUGUAUGCAGGUUAAGCGAAGGAGAAAUAUAAAUGUAAAAAUAUUAAGUUAUGAAUUGAAGAAAUGAGAGUUAAUGAGAAGAAAAUAGGUUAACAUUAUCAAAUUACUUAUUAAAUAACAUUAAGAUAAUACAUGGUUUGA